AAUUGAUUAUGUUUACUGGGACUGAUCCUGGUUCUUGACUUUGAAGCUUGCUAGUUGCAAUUUCGACUGUGACAAAGAUGUUUCUCUCGCGAAUUUACACAAUUUUCGUACUAGCUUUCAUAGGAAGUCAAAGAUCAAAUGCCAGUCCAUCUGACCGUUUCCAAUUGGGGGCUGAAUUGAUAAAACCGCCAUCCCAGCUACUAGAUGGAGAGGAGACGGAAGGCCCUGUUCCUCAGUUAACAUCCGAUGGGAAAGUUGAGAGCUGCCCUGUUGAAUCGAUAAAUUUUCAAGAGCAGUUAUCAAAAAUGGUAAGUGACGCUGACGAAUUGAUGGAAAAGCAGGAAAACCUGACAGCUGAGGAGACCAUUGUGGUUCUGGGAAAUGUUGGAGCUGGAAAAACAAGCCUGGUGCAGUUAUUGACGGGAAAUGCCGAUUUGCAGUCAAGGAAACUUGGAGCUGGAAAUGAUUCAACUUAUGUGUUUGAGGAUGGAAAAAGGAUCGGGACAUCGGAUUCUGGAUCUUUUACGCUCUUCCCAGAGAUUGCCAGCUUCAACACGACCAUCAACUUCGUUGACACACCGGGUUUCCAGGAUACAACACAGCCUGCCCAUGAAGUAGCUCCCGCAGUUAUCAUGAAAACAAUUAAAAAAAAAAACUGAAAAAGGCUAAGAUUCUGCUCCUCGUUGACGAUGACACCCUACAACAUGGGGAUUCUGAGGAUUAUUUCAUCAAUACCCUUCGACAUUUGCACAAAUACCUCUCGUUCGAUUUCAAUAGAUAUAAGGACCACAUUGCACUGAUCGUGACCAAAGUACCCGUCUCCCACAAAUCGAAUGAUUCCGAGGAAUCUCCUGGAGCAGACAUGUAUGAAAUCUUGGAAUCGCAAGCUAAUAUUAUUGAGAAUGUUAUGGAAUAUUUCAAUCAAUUACAGGCGCUCUUGGAAGUGAAACUGAAACUUGGAAUAAUCAUGAACUACGAAAAAGGGUUUUAUGAGGAUGUGAUACUACUGUUGAAAAGUUUACAAACAAGGAGUGGAGAAGGUGAAUCACUGAGAAUCAAUGUGUUUCAUAGUCCAAACAAACCGGGACAAGUGAAAGAUAUUGGACUCAUGCAGUGGAACAGAGAGUCUUUACUCAAAACAGUUGAGAAAUUGGACAGCUUUGAUGUAGAUGAGAUUGAUUUUCGUACCGAUUUGUCGGAUGAAGCGACCGUUCUCCUGAGAUGCCAAAUAUUAUUGUUGAACAAUCAUUAUGAGAGCAGAGUCAAUGAUGUGGUCUCUUUCGUUGAUGGUUAUGCAAGUAAUAUAAAUUAUACCACCUAUUCUCUCACUAAAAAAAUUUCCGAUAUACAAUCAAUGUGUAAUCAAUCGGAACAGUUCAUACAAGAUAUCGAACAAGUUGGGAGCUACUAUGAAUUCUCCAAAGCUUUCAAUGCCACUGAACUUGCCGUAUGGUCGAAAAGGAGAUUGGAAACCAGAGAAAGAAUCAUAUUCAAUUUCUUAGAGAAGUAUGGGGAAAUAAUUGAUUCGGGAUUCGUUGACACGAGUGGGAUAUUUAAACCAUUUUCUUGGAUUGCUGGAAUAAAACAUUCCAUCGAUCUAAUGAAGAAAGAGGAGGAAUGGUGUAAUACACUGACCAAGUUCAUUGAUGGACUUUCAAGUUACAAGAUGCAAAAGUGGAGGAAUGAAAUUUACGAUGAAAUUUAUUCUGCGGAAUCCAAAUCUACCAAAGAACAUGCACUAAUAUCAAUGUUGUUGAAUGUUACUGAUAGUAGAGGCUCUGAACUGUUUGGAAAGUCACACAUUAUCAGUAGAAGACAAAAGUCAGAAAUCGAGUUGAUAGCACGCAAUAUGUUGAAAAAGAAUUAUACUGUCACGUAUUCACCUUAUGGAAGACUUUUCGUAAAAGGGUUCACGGUUUGUUUGUCACAUAUCAGUUCAGAUGAUUUUCUAGAAUCUUGCUGCAAAAAUAAAACUGUGAAGGAAUUGUUUGUGUUUGCUGUUGAUAAAGUGUUCAUUGAUAUUCCUCAAUGGAGUUUGAAGGUGAAAAAACUAUUUAUAGCAGCCCAACACUGGGAGGUGAUUGGAGAAAGAACAGAUAUAGAAUUGGUGGGUAGUGCUGGAGAAAGAGAAUCAAGUCCUUACUUGGAGAACAACAAGGAUGGAAAACCUGGACUUCCAGGUGGAAAUGGAGGGAGUUUUGCCGGGUUUGGUGUGAAUUUUGUGAAUUGUGAGAAUCUGCAUGUUAUGUCUGUCGGAGGCAAAGGAGGUCCUGGCAUUGAUGGGGCAAACGGGAAGCCAGGGAAGGAUGGCAAAAGUGGUUAUGAGAGAGCUGUUGAGGUACUGGCAACGGAAGCGGCUUCAAAUCAUCUAGUAAACGGGAUAACUGAGGCAAAUCACUCAAUCGAGCUGCAUGGAGCUAUUUUGCGUAAUGAUGUAUUUAAAAGCAGGAAUGUUUCCAUGGAUGAAGACAAUGUUUCUUGUCAAAACAGAAGUGGUCAAGUGUUGCUGUUCGAUGGUGAUUGUGGGGGAAUGAGCGAACAAGGGGGAUACGGUGGAAAGGGUGGGUUCGGGGGACUUGGAGGUGAUUUUAAAGUUGUAGAAGCGGGUGGCCACCGAUCCAACAUCAAUUUCCUAUCAAAGAAUGGGGAAAAUGGCGAGGAUGGAGAGAGAGGUCAGUCUGGAGUACAAGGAAAAGAUGGAGUCGUAUUGACGUGCUACAAAACACCAAUAAUUGAACAGGAUCAAGCUUCCUCAGAUACAAACGGCACGAAACUUUAUUGGAAGUGCUGCGAAACACACAAUAAGUGCAAUCAUGAUCUCCAUCAGGAACAAAAAUCUGGAUCAGAUUAUCACAUUGACACGGGAAUCAAAAGUCCAUCAAAGAAAUCUCUUUACCUUCAUUUAUCCUUUGGGCUAUCCGAUUAUUCAAAAUUUCUGAUGACGUCGGUGAUCUCAAAAGAUUUAAUAUCUUACAAGGCUGUCAAAGACUUUGAGAAAUUCCUUUGGGUGAAGUAUAAUGUCGCCUUGUUUAACAUGGAUGUUUAUUUCUCACAUGAAAACUUUUUGAAACGGGAUGAUAUGGAUGAGAAGAUUUUCUAUGAGCUAAUUGAUGAGGAAGAGAUAACGUCACGGGCACGUAGGUAGGGUAGUAUUCAGUACUCAUUCUUGGAAAAUUGGUCAUCACAUGAAAAACUCGGAUGGAAUUUAAAUAAUAUUACGAAAAAUUCACAAAAAAUAGAUUGAAACAACAUCAUAGCAUCUGCAAGGAAACAAUCCCAGGCAAGAGAUGUGACAUAUGGAAACGUAUAAACCAUCAACGCCUGCUGACUUCUACGCCAUGAACACGCGAAUUUUGCUAAAUAGAGUAUCAAGAUGACAUAAGAACGACUUGAUAUUGUCGAUUAGUCCGUUCCAAUACACAAAUCAAAAAUUAUAAUUUACAUCAAUAAUCUCCGUUAGAACAUCAGACAGAAAGCACAUCAUCUUAUAUUAUAGAAUUUGAAGAUAGAAUUUAAAAUUUG
Molecule: messenger RNA, 3522 nt
Organism: Nilaparvata lugens (brown planthopper)
Lineage: Eukaryota; Metazoa; Arthropoda; Insecta; Hemiptera; Delphacidae
Exons: 3
Coding region: 78-659 (193 amino acids)
Source: RefSeq, a predicted model, not a curated record